AUGACGGAAAAUAGUUCUUUAUCCAAGACAGAUUUAUAUCCAAAUAAAUACAAUAAUAAAAAAAAUGGAGAAGAUUCCCAGUCUUGGAUUGACGGGAUUAUUGAUUUGAUGGAGAUACAAAAGUCGUGCAUUCUUGUAGCUUGUAAAAACGAUGCUGUCAUUUCUGCCAGCAAAGUCAUUGGUAAUCUCGAUCGACCUUGUAAAACAGUGCUUUUUUGUGCGAGCGGACAAGUGCGUAAUCACAAGUCAAGUGCAUUAAACAUCAUUGAAGAGUCUUGUGUGUGGAGGCGUCUAAUAAGAAAAGCUCGCAUGGUUUCCAAUAGGGUUAAAUUAGCACAUCAGUCAUGGAAGCGGGACUCGGAAGCACCGACUCUGGAUCGAGAAUCAGGUCUUGUCGUACAUUUAACAUUUGGCUAG
Paraglomus occultum is the source of this 417-nucleotide messenger RNA. NCBI's taxonomy places the organism in Eukaryota, Fungi, Glomeromycota, Glomeromycetes, Paraglomerales, Paraglomeraceae. The record is from the annotation of a GenBank genome assembly.